UUCAGAGUUCAAACCCUCUUUAAUUGCAUUUACACCUAUGACCUACCCACCAAAAACACUGAAACGAGCAAACCAGAAUGGGAACUGCCCUACCCUCUUUACUUUAAUUCAGUCACAACAAGGGCAAAAAAAAAAAGAAAGAAAAAAAAGAAUGAGCAAGUCUUCUGGUGCUGUUUUUCUCGCGCGCGCUCAGCGUGCGAUGUUUUCGUUUCCUAGUUAGUAGCAGCGAGAUUUUGAGGUUGUCGUGACCAAGUCCAUGGAACUGAAAUUCGUUCUCUUUCUACUCCCUUUGCUAGUUGUUGCUGCUCAUGGACUCGCUUCCAAUGCGCUUUGUCUUGCUUGCAGACACUGAACGAGACUUGUGGAUACUUCGAUGGUUCUCUCAAUAGGGACCCUAAAGUACCUUGCCCGAUUGGUUGGGUUAUGGACCCGAACAAAACCAAGUGCUUUCUCCAUGUUGGGAGGCCCCAAUCUUGGAAUGACUCAGAGACCUGUUGUAGUAAGUAUGGUGGACAUUUAGUGUCAUUGACAUCGCUUCAGGAGCUACAAUUUGCUCAAAGCCUAUGUGGUGAAUCUAUAAAUAGUUGCUGGAUUGGUGGGCAAAGACUCAACUCUACAGCUGGUUAUCAGUGGAUGUGGUCUAACAAUUCACCGUGGAACAACUCCAUAUUUUCUAUGGUCAAUGUUCCACCCCAUUGUAAUGGAACUGGACCGUCCUGUCAUAGGAACAGUACAGACAAUUUGUGUACAGUAGUGACUAAUAAUUCAAACUCUCUCAUAACUGAGAGAUGCGACAAUCCUCAUGCUUCUCUAUGUAUACUUGAUAUAGAUACAAAACGGAACCAAAUGCACCGUCGCAGAGAAUACCUUAUCAUCCUCACAGUGGUGAGUACCUUGAUACUCUCCACAACAUUAUCAGUGGUAGUUUGGCUUCUUGUAUAUAAGCGAGGCAAGAAAAGAAGGCGGUCUAGAAAACUAUCUAUUCCAGGAGCUUCUCUUCCAUCAUGGAAAGUCUUUACCAAAGAGGAAUUAAGGUCAAUUACAAAGAAUUUCAGUGAAGGUAACCGUCUUGUUGGGGAUGCCAAGACUGGUGGUACAUACAGUGGGGUUUUAUCAGAUGGUUCAAAAGUCGCAGUUAAGAGAUUAAAGAGGUCAAGCUUUCAGAGGAAAAAGGAGUUCUAUUCUGAAAUUAGCAGGGUUGCUCGGCUUCGUCAUCCUAAUCUGGUGGCUGUGAUGGGAUGCUGCUAUGAUCAUGGUGACCGCUACAUUGUUUAUGAGUUUGUAGCUAAUGGGCCCUUAGAUAAAUGGCUACAUCAUAUACCAAGGGGAGGUCGCAACUUAGAUUGGGCUAUGAGGAUGAAAAUUGCAACUACGCUUGCUCAAGGAAUUGCGUUUCUGCACGACAAGGUUAAGCCACAAGUUGUGCAUCGAGAUAUACGUGCUAGCAAUGUUCUGCUGGAUGAGGAGUUUGGAGCACAGCUUAUGGGUGUUGGUCUGUCCAAGUUUGUGCCAUAUGAGGUAAUGCACGAGAGGACUGUGAUGGCAGGUGGAACUUAUGGAUAUCUUGCCCCGGAGUUUGUGUACAGAAAUGAGCUCACAACAAAGAGUGAUGUGUAUAGUUUUGGUGUGCUACUACUUGAAAUUGUAAGUGGACGUAGACCUGCACAGGCAGUGGAUUCUGUGGGUUGGCAGAGUAUAUUUGAAUGGGCGACGCCUCUUGUGCAAGCUCAUCGCUAUCACGAACUCUUGGAUCUUCAUAUAACUUCCUCCUCUAUCAUCCCAGAGGCUAGUACCAUCCAAAAGGUUGUAGACCUUGUUUAUUCUUGCACGCAGCAUGUCCCGUCUAUGCGCCCUAGAAUGUCUCAUGUUGUUCACCAGCUGCAACAGAUUGCCCAGCCACCUGCAAAGUAAAGCUAAUGAAGCAGUAGUCUUGACCUCAAGUUUUUGUAUCUAUAACUUCAAAGUGGAGGGGGGUUUUUUGUUUUAAAUAUUAACAGAUAUUUAUGUAUGUACUUUAACCUGCCCUUUUUUAGGGUCGAAACUAAAUUAAGUGGGAAUUAGAGUUAGCCCAGGCAAAUUCUGCUAGACAAUAUUUGAUGUCAUACAUGUAAUGUAGGUGUAGUUGUAAUAUGGUACUAUUGAUGGAAUUGUACCCCUUUUUUCAUUCUUAGUAAAGUUGUAAAAUGGACAACAUUAAAAGGAAACUGAAGUGUGAAGGCAUCAUAUGUUCUUUGAUUA
This is a messenger RNA of Glycine soja, 2238 nucleotides long. Its product is annotated as C-type lectin receptor-like tyrosine-protein kinase At1g52310. Gene Ontology annotation, biological process: protein phosphorylation. Gene Ontology annotation, molecular function: protein tyrosine kinase activity; ATP binding. The transcript is spliced from 5 exons. The coding region runs from base 424 to 1911 and encodes 495 amino acids. The record is from RefSeq and is a predicted model, not a curated record. Lineage: Eukaryota; Viridiplantae; Streptophyta; Magnoliopsida; Fabales; Fabaceae.